AUGGCCAAGGGCGGCGGCUCGCAGCUGUCUCAGCUCAAGCAAAAGCUUCACAGCUCUGGUGUCACAGAUCGUCGUCAGCUCUCCAAAAAAUCACGCUCGCGUAAAGGCGGUCAGGACGAAAAGGAUGCCGUUGCAGCCCGUCUCAACAAGAUCAAUGCCAUCGUCUCGGGCUUGAAUCCAUUCGACCAAAAAGUCACAAAGCCAAAACAUGAAGUGCUCGGUCGCAAGAUCAAGGGCGCUGUCGGCCGUCCUGGCGCUGCGAAGGCAAGUGGUCUGGCACAACGGAGGGAGACGCUGCUCCCAGAAUGGCAGGCGCGGAACCGCACAGGCACAUUCGUCGACCGUCGGUUCGGCGAGAACGACGCCAACAUGACACCAGAGGAAAAGAUGCUCGAGCGUUAUGCAACCGAAAAGCAGAGGAGAGCAGCGAAGGGCGCAGCAUUCAACCUCAACGACGACGACGAGCUGCUCACACAUUAUGGACAGUCGCUCAGCGGUAUGGACGAUCUGGCCGACAUUCGGCUCCCAGGAGACGACGAUGACGAAGAAGACCCUGGCCGACUUACAGCUCAAGGCCACUUUGGCGGCUUCGGUGACAACGAAGAUGGUGACAAGUCCAAGGCCGACGUUAUGCGUGAAGUCAUCGCAAAGUCCAAAUUCCACAAGCUCGAACGUCAAAAGGUGAAGGAUGCCGACGACGAACUUCGAGAACAGCUCGACGACGAACUCGCCGACAUCCGCGGCUUGCUCUUUGAACAGCCUGCUGUCCCGACGCCAGCAUUCGCUGUCGACGCAAAAGCAAAAGCCAAGGUCUCUGUCUUCCCCGGUCCCGCCACUGGUGCUAAUGCUACUGCAGUCGCAGGUGCCAGCACAAGCGCUUCCGAGGAUCAAGACAAGCAUGCCAGUUCUUACGAUACCUUUGUUCGCGAACUGGCCUUCGAACGCAGAGCCAAGCCUCAGGAUCGUCUCAAGAGCGAAGAAGAACUUGCUGCCGAGGAGGCAAAGCGACUAAUGAAGGCAGAGAAAGCACGCUUGAAGCGAAUGCGAGGCGACAGCGACGACGAGGCCGAUCAAGACGAUGAGGACGAUGGCAGCCGUCGAAAGCGAAAGAAGGGCGCCAGCUCUAGCUCAAGUGCCAAACGUGCAGCUCAGGCCGACGACCUCGACGAUGAUUUCGAGCUGGACGGUAUGACUGCCGGCGAGGUGUACGGUCUCGGUGCUGGCCUCGCAGAAAACGGUGCUGACGACGACGACGAAGAGGAUGUCGAGGAUGAGAAUGAGGAUGAAGACGAUGGCGAAGAGGAUAACGCAGAAGAUGCUGCGGAAGGUGUGGAGAUUGAAAACGACGAUGAGGACGAAGAGGAUGAUGACGACGACGACGACGAUUUUGCUGAUCUUGCCGAUGCGGACGAAGCCAUUCAAAUCGGCGAGGAUGAAGAGUCGGAGCAAGAGGGCGAUCAUGAAGCUCUCACCGGCUCCUCUGCCAAGACUGGUAAGCCCGGGUCCUCUGGAAAGGCAAAGCCCUCUCCAGUCACGGAGAGCAAGCUCCCAUUCACUUUCCAGUGUCCCGCAACACAUGACGAGCUGCUCUCACUCCUGGAGGGCCACCAGAUCGAUCCCAAGCAUAUCCCCACCGUCAUCAAGCGCAUCCGCACACUCCACCACCCAAGUCUCGCCGAAGACAACAAGUAUCAUCUCCAGGCGCUCAUUGGCGUGCUCAUUGACCACGCUCUGCACUGGGCCGGCCAAGCGCACCUGCACCAGUCCUCCACCGGCCAAAAGCACAAGCUCGCGUUUGCGAUCGUCAACUCGCUCAUCCCGCACAUCUUCAGCCUGUCGCAAAGCUACCCCGCUGCGUCGGCGGAACACUUUGUGAGCAAGCUUGCGCUCAUGCAGCGCAACCUCUCGCGAGGUCUUGCCAAAGGUCCCACCGAGGCAGACGCAAGGACAUGGCCGGGUCUACCUGAACUGACACUGCUCAGACUGGUUGGCACUGUAUGGCCUACGUCGGACAAGCAGCACAAUGUUACGACGCCUCUGGCUCUGCUCAUCGCGCAGUACUUGGCACACGCGAGAAUUCGCUCGAUCAGCGAUUUGGCUUCCGGUCUCUUUCUCUGCUCUUUGGUGGUGUCCAACGAGAAAGAGAGCAAGCGACUUUUCCCUGAAGCGCUUAAUUUCCUCUUCUCGAGUAUCGCCGUUCUUGGAUUCCUGGGUGCGGAGAAAAGGCAGCAGCGUCAAGGCUUGACAAAGAUACAGGGCGUAGCGGAGGAGUAUGGAAUUCCGACUCCUGAUGUCGAUGCGGCGCAUACGCAACAUCUGCGUCUGUCCCGGGAUCAGACGAUCGAAUCUGCAGAGAAUGCGGUCGAUCUGCCGAGUUUGAUCACAACCAAGUCGAGUGAUGCAGAUGCAGACGAGCAGCAGCGCACUGCGCUUCUUUCGGUGGCACUUGCGCUUCUGGCCAAGUUCAGUGAGAUGUAUACGGGUUCCACCUCCUACAUCGAGCUGUUCACGCCCUUCUCAGUGCUUCUCUCCUCAUCGUCCUCGACGUCGACUUGCAAUAUCACCGGUUCGCUCGCACGAUCGCUGCAACUCGCCUCAUCGUCGCGCCGCUACCUGCGCUUGCAAGCCCACCGCGCUAUCGCCAUCGCCUCGCAGGUGCCCAAAUUCGACCAGCAGGGCUACAACCCAGACCGCAAGUCUGCCCUCGACCCAGACGUCGAGCGUGUGCAAAUCCAAAAGAUGAAGGCCCUCAUCAAGAAGGAGCGCAAGGGCGCCAUCCGCGAACUGCGCCGCGACAACCAAUUCAUCGCCCAGGUGCGCAGACAGGAUCAGCAGGAGGAGGACCAGUCCUACAAGAAGAAGAUGGACAAGAUCAUGUCGACGUUGCAGGUGGAGCGGAGCGAGCAGAAGCAGAUGGAACGGGCCAAGGCCAACAUCAAGCGUCGUGCUGGCAAGAAGUAA
Sporisorium graminicola is the source of this 2961-nucleotide messenger RNA. RefSeq lists its product as uncharacterized. NCBI's taxonomy places the organism in Eukaryota, Fungi, Basidiomycota, Ustilaginomycetes, Ustilaginales, Ustilaginaceae. Gene Ontology annotation, cellular component: Noc4p-Nop14p complex; small-subunit processome; nucleolus. The record is from RefSeq and is a predicted model, not a curated record. The transcript is spliced from 2 exons. Gene Ontology annotation, biological process: maturation of SSU-rRNA. The coding region runs from base 1 to 2961 and encodes 986 amino acids.